Molecule: messenger RNA, 5227 nt
Organism: Zalophus californianus (California sea lion)
Lineage: Eukaryota; Metazoa; Chordata; Mammalia; Carnivora; Otariidae
Gene: DZIP3
Product: DAZ interacting zinc finger protein 3
Exons: 33
Coding region: 366-3995 (1209 amino acids)
Biological process (GO): protein polyubiquitination
Cellular component (GO): cytoplasm
Molecular function (GO): polyubiquitin modification-dependent protein binding; RNA binding; ubiquitin protein ligase activity
Source: RefSeq, a predicted model, not a curated record
GAUUGCGGCUCAACUUGCGAAGGGGCGGUUAGGCGGAAGAGGGUCCUUGUUCGUCAGAGCUCUGAGUUUCUGUUUGCUCCUUCGGCCUUCAAGUUGGAUGGCCGGCUUUUCUUUUGUGCGUGAACCGCUACUUGAGAAAUGGUCGCUUUCCCCUAGUCUAGACACGAGGCUGUAAAGCGCUGCCGCUGCCGCUGCUGCUUGCAGUGGGGUGUGCCACACAUGGUCGGCUUCGCUCCUGGGGGAUGAUGGGGUUGAUGAUACUCUCCUGGCAAGCCUUUCACCACAGAGAUUCAGCUCAGCUUUAAACAUCAGUAGUAAAAGUGCAAGCAUUGGAAUAAGACUUUUGCAAAACAACAUUGUGGAGCAUGGAUUCUCUAUCAGAAGAAUUUUUUACAAGUAGGGAUCCAACUGUGGAGGAGCAGACUAAGGAAGAAAUCAAGAAUAAGGUAGAAAAAUCUACUGACCAACUGGGUAAACAGGAAAAGGACACACCUACUGAUCUUGUCCCUGUUAACUUACUAUUGGAAGUAAAGAAAUUAUUGAAUGCAAUUAAUACUCUACCAAAAGGUGUGGUCCCUCAUGUUAAGAAGUUCUUACAAGAAAAUUUUUCCUUCCAAAUUAUGCAGAGAGAAGUUGCAGCUAACAGCCAGAAUGGGGAGGAAGUUGUUCCUGUUCUGACUUUACGUUUCUUGAUAACACAACUGGAAGCAGCGCUUAGGAACAUUCAGGCUACUAAUUAUACUGCACAUCAGAUUAAUAUUGGUUAUUAUUUGACAUUACUGUUUUUGUAUGGAGUAGCACUUACUGAAAGAGGAAAGAAAGAGGAUUACACAGAAGCAGAGAAUAAAUUUCUAGUGAUGAAGAUGGUGAUCCAAGAGAAUGAAAUUUGUGAGAACUUUAUGUCUUUAGUUUAUUUUGGACGUGGUUUGCUUCGUUGUGCUCAGAAGAGAUAUAAUGGAGGACUGCUAGAGUUUCAUAAAAGCUUACAAGAAAUAGGAGAUACAAAUGAUCAUUGGUUUGACAUAGAUCCUACAGAAGAUGAAGAUUUACCUACAACUUUUAAAGAUCUUCUUAAUGAUUUUAUCAAGACAACAGAAAAUAAUAUAAUGAAGCAGACCAUAUGCAGUUAUCUAGAUUGUGAACGAUCUUGUGAAGCUGACAUUUUAAAGAACACCAAUUACAAGGGAUUUUUUCAAUUAAUGUGCAGUAAAAGCUGCUGUGUUUAUUUCCAUAAAAUUUGUUGGAAAAAGUUCAAGAAUUUAAAAUAUCCAGGUGAAAAUGAUCAGACCUUUAGUGGGAAAAAAUGUUUGAAGGAAGGAUGUACAGGUGACAUGGUAAGGAUGCUACAAUGUGAUGUACCUGGAAUUGUUAAAAUUUUGUUUGAAGUUGUGAGAAAGGAUGAAUAUAUAACCAUUGAAAAUUUAGGAGCAAGUUAUAAAAAGUUAAUGUCUCUGAAAAUCACUGAUACUGAUAUAAGACCGAAGAUCAGUUUAAAAUUUAGUACAAAAGAUGAAAUGCCUAUCUUCAAACUUGAUUAUAAUUAUUUCUAUCACCUGCUUCAUAUAAUUAUCAUUUCUGGUACUGACAUUGUCCGGCAAAUAUUUGAUGAGGCUAUGCCACCCCCUCUUUUGAAAAAAGAGCUUCUUAUACACAAGAAUGUGCUGGAACCCUACUACAACCAUCUUUGGACCAAUCACCCUAUGGGUGGAGCAUGGCAUCUGCUUUAUCCCCCAAACAAGGAGCCACCACAGUCCAAACAGUUUGACUUGUACCUCCUCUUAGCUCUCAUAAAACAUUUGAAUGUAUUCCCUGCACCCAAAAAAGGCUGGAAUAUGGAACCACCAUCUUCUGAUCUCUCUAAGUCUGCAGACAUCUUGAGGCUGUGCAAAUACAGGGAUAUCCUCCUUAGUGAGAUUUUGAUGAAUGGUCUCACUGAGUCACAAUUCAAUUCAAUUUGGAAAAAAGUUUCAGAUAUUCUUCUGCGCCUUGGGAUGAAGCAAGAGGAUAUCGAGAAAGUGAAGGAGAAUCCCAUUGAGAAUAUCUCCCUCGAUUACCAUCAACUGUCCAUCUACCUAGGCAUACCAGUACCAGAAAUCAUCCAGAGGAUGUUAUCCUGCUAUCAACAAGGAAUUGCUCUACAGUCAAUAACGGGCAGUCAACGUAUUGAAAUAGAAGAGUUACAGAAUGAGGAAGAAGAACUAAGUCCACCCCUCAUGGAGUACAAUAUAAAUGUGAAAUCAAACCCUGAAAUACAGUUAGCAGAAAUGAAUAAAGAUGGAGCGUCGAUACCCAGUGAAUCUUCAACAGAAUCUAUUAAAGAUCUCCAGGAAGUUAAGAGUAAACCAAAGAAAAAGAAAAAGACUAAGAAUAAAAAGAAUAAGGAAUCAAAAGAAGAACAAGUCCCAACUAUGAUAGGAAAGGAAGAGCAGUUGAAGAAAGAGCAAGCAAAUCAACACCCAGUCAGUGGAUUUAUGAAAGAUGAUGCAAGUGAUAUUCAAGAGGAUUCUGCAACUGAAGACAAGUUCUAUAGCCUGGAUGAAUUGCAUAUUCUGGACAUGAUAGAGCAGGGCUCAACCAGUAAAGUAACUGCAGAAUAUGGAGAAACUGAGAAGGAAAAGCUUGCUCGGCAGCGGCAGCUAUAUAAAUUGCACUAUCAAUGUGAAGAUUUCAAAAGACAGUUGAAAACAGUGACUUUUCGGUGGCAAGAAAACCAAAUGCAGAUUAAGAAGAAAGACAAAAUCAUUGCAUCUCUGAACCAACAGGUGGCUUUUGGAAUCAAUAAGGUAUCCAAAUUACAGCGUCAGAGCCAUGCUAAAGAUAAUGAAAUCAAGAAUCUUAAAGAGCAACUUUCCAUGAAAAGAUCUCAGUGGGAAAUGGAGAAGCAUAAUCUGGAAAGCACAAUUAAAACAUACUUAAGCAAACUGAAUGCAGAAACUAGCAGAGCUUUAACAGCUGAGGUGUAUUUCUUACAGUGUCGUAGAGAUUUUGGUUUGCUUCAUCUAGAGCAGACUGAAAAGGAAUGCCUCAGUCAGCUUGCCAGGGUGACUCACAUGGCGGCAAGCAAUCUGGAAUCACUUCAAUUAAAGGCUGCAGUAGAGAGUUGGAAUGCCAUCGUAACAGAUGUUAGAAACAAGAUUGCAUUCCUCAGGACACAGUACAAUGAACAAAUUAACAAGGUGAAGCAAGGGUUUGCCUUGAGUACCCUGCCUCCAGUCCAACUUCCUCCACCACCACCUAGUCCUGAGAUACUGAUGCAGCAGUUCUUGGGAAGACCCCUUGUGAAAGAAUCUUUCUUUAGACCCAUACUUACUGUUCCUCAGAUGCCUGCUGUUUGCCCUGGUGUCAUCUCUGCGCCUGGCCAGCCUAGAGCUCCCCUGAUGACUGGUAUAGCCUGGACUGUGCCAGCACCUGUGGGAGAGGCUGUGUCUCCCAGUGCAAGUCUGGGAAGUGAUCCCCCCAUGAUGAAUUGGGAGAGGAUUACAGACAGGCUGAAAACUGCUUUUCCACAACAAACCAGGAAGGAGCUUACGGAUUUCUUACGGAAAUUGAAGGACAUUCAUGGGAAGUCCUUAUCUGGACUGACAUUUGAUGAAAUUGUGUACAAGAUUUCCCAGUUUAUUGACCCCAAGAGAUCACAGAGCCAAGGAAAAUCUGUACCAAAUGGUAACUGUGUUUCACCCAGCCACACUCCUCCACAGUCUAAUACUGCCCAGCCCCCAAAACCAGCUUGGAGGCCCCUCAGUUCACAAGGGCCUGCCUCAUGGGAAGGAGCCAAUAAUUUGGAUGAUGAGGAGGAAGAAGAGGAACCUUGUGUGAUCUGUCAUGAGAAUCUCUCUCCAGAAAACCUUUCUGUUUUGCCUUGUGCUCACAAAUUCCAUUCUCAGUGCAUUAGACCUUGGCUGAUGCAACAGGGGACAUGCCCAACCUGCAGACUCCAUGUUUUGUUACCAGAAGAAUUUCCGGGUCACCCCAGCCGGCACUUGCCCAAGAUCUGAUCCAAGGGAGUGAUUAUGCAAAGGAAAUUCAGUUAUCAGGUUCCAGAAUUUAGUUUUGCCUUUUAUUAUGAGCUAAUAGUGUGAGUGGUGUGAAGCAGUGUGCUCUUUAGUAUUGUACAAAAGAAGCUAGCUAAUCUCAUCAAAGCUGUAGCCAAAGAGGACGGGACAAAUCUUCAGGACCUAGAGCUGAACUGAAAGGGCUUAAAUUUUAAAAGUUACAUAUAUUUGCCCCUAUCUUAGUAAGCAUCUUCUUCCAGUGUAAACAUCAUUAUUAGCACAUAUCUUAGGAUGUUUUUGUCUUUUUCCUUCUUAUUCCAUUUAUCCUUUACUGUCACCCAAUAUAGGCUACAUUUUAACUUCCUGAAAUCAAUUUAAGAGGAAAGUAGGAUAGCAGACAAGUAGGAAAAUUCCAGAUUUUAUUUUUCCGUUUAACUUUUAAAACUGCUUACAAAAUACAUAAUUGAAAUACUUAAAUUUUUAUCCCUAUCUUCCCCAUUCUUCUCUGGCCUCUAAAUAUGUGCCCAUGAAAGAGAUUAUGAGCGACUUGAGGGUGUGGACCAUACAGUGGUGUGUUGGAGCUUAGCUAAUAAUAGUUUGUGAGAAGUGACUGUUGAAGUUUCAGGAAUUUUGUGAGCCAGUGAUCAAAUUGUUCAUAGCUUGAAAUCUGCAUAGUGGGAGUAUUUACACCAUAGAAAUUUGUAAAUGUUUUAAGUCAGGGCUUCUCUUCCCAAGAACUUGUUGUUAAACAUUUACCAGUACACCACUGGGACCAUGUCUGAUCCUCCUAUGUGUUCUCAAUGCCUUGCACAGUAGGUGUAGCACAAAUAGUCCCAGAAUCAGAAAUCAGGAAAUAGAAAUGAGUUAAUAUGUAAAUUAAGUCACUUGCUCAGUUGAAUAAUUGAGAUCUUAUGUUCAUUUGUUAACAUUGUCAUUGGACCUUACACUUGAAGGAUUUUUUUUCUGCCUUAAAAGUUUCUUAAUUUCACUUUGUCAUGCUGCAGGGUGUGGGGGACUGUACGUAGAUGCUUCUUAUGACAAAGUUAAUAUUCACUGGGCUAAGCUGCUAUCUAAAGCUUGUCAGUAGGAACUUUCUUAGAGGUCAAAAACCUAUUUUGAAAAUAGUAUUGUGUAAAUGCUGUAAGUGUUGUACAUGUCUUUAGUUAAAAAAAUCUAAAUUCAGUUACCAUGUAAGAUGUUACUUGGUUCAUAUUUGUUUCCAUAAAUUAAUGAAA